Arachis duranensis is the source of this 2214-nucleotide messenger RNA. Its product is annotated as T-complex protein 1 subunit alpha. Bases 164 to 1804 code for a protein of 546 amino acids. NCBI's taxonomy places the organism in Eukaryota, Viridiplantae, Streptophyta, Magnoliopsida, Fabales, Fabaceae. Gene Ontology annotation, molecular function: ATP-dependent protein folding chaperone; ATP hydrolysis activity; ATP binding. The record is from RefSeq and is a predicted model, not a curated record. Gene Ontology annotation, biological process: protein folding. Gene Ontology annotation, cellular component: chaperonin-containing T-complex. The transcript has 16 exons.
AGCAUCCAGACUGACUGACUUUCCUGAAGAGUGAAGCAUCCAGAAAGCCCUAACAGUCCCGCCAAGACCUCCUCUUCUUUCCACUUCCCGACUCCAUCAUCCAUUGAUUUAUACACUCUGCAGUCCCUGAAACCCUAAAUCUCUGAAUCUUUCUCUCACAAAAAUGGCACUGGUCGCUCAAACACCAGACAUCUCCGGCGAGAGGCAGUCCGGCCAGGACGUCCGCACUCAGAAUGUCGUCGCCUGCCAGGCUGUCGCCAACAUCGUCAAGACCUCCUUGGGUCCCGUCGGCCUCGACAAGAUGCUCGUGGAUGACAUUGGUGACGUCACCAUCACCAACGACGGCGCCACUAUUCUCAAGAUGUUGGAAGUCGAGCACCCUGCUGCCAAGGUAUUGGUUGAACUCGCGGAGCUUCAAGACAGAGAAGUUGGUGACGGCACCACCUCCGUUGUCAUUGUCGCUGCUGAGCUCCUCAAAAGAGCAAAUGACCUUGUUAGGAAUAAGAUUCACCCAACCUCAAUUAUCAGCGGAUACAGACUUGCGAUGCGGGAAGCUUGUAAAUAUGUUGAAGAAAAGCUCUCCGUCAAGGUUGACAAGCUUGGAAAGGAAUCCCUUAUUAACUGUGCCAAGACCAGCAUGUCGUCAAAGUUGAUAGCUGGUGACAGCGACUUCUUUGCUAACUUGGUCGUAGAGGCAGUGCAAGCUGUAAAGAUGACCAAUGCUAGGGGGGAAGUUAAAUACCCAAUCAAGGGAAUCAAUAUAUUGAAGGCUCAUGGAAAAAGUGCUAGAGACAGCUUUCUGAUGAAUGGUUAUGCUCUAAAUACUGGCCGUGCAGCUCAAGGAAUGCCUCUUAGGGUUGCCCCUGCAAAAAUUGCCUGUCUUGAUUUUAAUCUUCAGAAGACUAAAAUGCAAUUGGGUGUUCAAGUAUUAGUUACUGAUCCCAGAGAGCUUGAGAAAAUUCGUCAAAGAGAGGCUGAUAUGACUAAGGAACGCAUUGAAAAACUAUUGAAAGCUGGAGCCAAUGUUGUUCUGACUACUAAAGGAAUUGAUGACAUGGCACUCAAGUACUUUGUUGAGGCUGGUGCAAUUGCUGUAAGACGUGUGCGGAAAGAGGAUAUGCGUCACGUUGCCAAGGCAACUGGUGCUACAUUGGUCUCGACAUUUGCUGAUAUGGAAGGGGAGGAAACAUUUGAACCAUCGUUUCUUGGAUAUGCAGAUGAGGUUGUCGAAGAGCGCAUAUCCGAUGAUGCUGUUGUUAUGAUCAAAGGAACUAAAACUACAAGUGCAGUUUCUUUGGUUCUUCGAGGUGCAAAUGACUACAUGCUUGAUGAGAUGGAUAGAGCUCUUCAUGAUGCAUUAUCAAUUGUCAAGAGAACUCUUGAAUCAAAUACGGUGGUAGCUGGUGGAGGUGCUGUUGAAUCAGCAUUAUCAGUUUAUUUGGAAUACCUUGCCACAACUUUAGGAUCCAGGGAGCAGUUGGCCAUAGCAGAGUUUGCUGAAUCUUUGUUAAUCAUUCCAAAGGUGCUUUCUGUCAACGCUGCGAAGGAUGCUACUGAGCUGGUUGCAAAAUUACGUGCCUACCACCAUACAGCCCAAACUAAAGCUGAUAAAAAACAUUUAUCAAGCAUGGGUUUGGAUCUCGCAGAAGGAAAGAUCAGAAACAACUUGGAGGCUGGUGUCAUUGAGCCUGCAAUGAGCAAAGUCAAAAUUAUUCAGUUUGCCACUGAAGCUGCCAUCACAAUCCUUCGAAUUGAUGACAUGAUCAAGCUUAUCAAGGAUGAAAAUCAAGAUGGAGAGGAAUAGUCCGUAAUCCAAGUUUGAAUAGGUUGUGCAUUUGAAGAGGGCCUCAUCAUUUUAAAUGCCCUGUGUUGUGUGGUUUUGGCGGGAGGCUUUUAAUUUCUUUCUCAAAGUAGCUUUUAUUUUCUUUAAAUUUAAGGUCUUUUUUCCUUUAUUAAUUUUAAUUUUACAUUUUUGAGAUUUUCUGGGCACGGGACCACAAUGAAACAUUGCGAUGGUUUUUGACCAGUUAGAAAAUGGCAUUAUGUGUAACAGAAGUUGCAGUGUUGGUGGAUUGGGAACUUUUGUUGGUAGGCUGCUCAUCCAACGUUUUUAAUGUAAGAACUAAAAACAUGGGAAAGUGGGAACGUGAUGCUAAUUUAAUUUGUUGAUAGAAGCAACAUAUCCGCCACUUGAUAUGGAAUUGGUGUUACAAA